GAUUUCCAUAGCGGAAAUAUAUUAUUAGAUGUAUUUCAAUGGAAAAUUGGGGAUCUGGGAUUAUCACAAUCUGAAAAUAGUGAAUCAUCAAAUAAUGAAAUAUAUGGAGUUAUACCUUAUAUUGCACCAGAAAUAUUUAAAGGGUCUGCAUUUUCUAAAGAAGCUGAUAUAUAUAGUUUGGGUAUGAUCAUGUGGGAAAUUACAGCAGGUUGUAAACCUUUUGCUAAUGUUAAGCAUGAUAUUCAUCUUAUUUAUAAAAUUCUUGAUGGAGAACGUCCUAAUAUUACAGAAGAUACACCAGAAUGUUAUGCUAAUUUAAUGAAAAGUUGUUGGGAUCCUGAUCCCCAAAAAAGACCACCAAUAAAAGAAAUUUAUUUAGCUCUUAAUUCUUGGUUUCGUGAAGGUAUAAAUGAAACAGAAUUUGAACAAGCUGAAGCAAAAAGAAAAAGACUGAUAGAAUCAAAGAAGAUUGGUCCUGAAUUUGCUGAAAAAUGUCACCCAGAAGCUAUUUAUACAAGUAGGCCAUUAAGUGCUUUAAUUUCUAAAUGUUUAUCCACAAAUUCAUCAUCAACAAUUUCAUUCGGUAAGAAACAAGAUUAUAAUUACAAUUAUAUUUCGAAAGAAAAAGAGCUUGAUAUAGAUAUUAAAGGUUUAUCAUCACAAAAUAUAACAAUUCAAAAUUCCUCAACCUCUUUAAAAAAGCGAAACCAGGAAGAAUUAAAUCUUGAAACCCAAGAAAAUAUUGUUUAUUUUUUUAAAUUUAAAAUGUUUAAAGUAGGAAAACGUAUUAAAA
Molecule: messenger RNA, 793 nt
Organism: Rhizophagus irregularis DAOM 181602=DAOM 197198
Lineage: Eukaryota; Fungi; Glomeromycota; Glomeromycetes; Glomerales; Glomeraceae
Source: RefSeq, a predicted model, not a curated record